AGGUGUGUAAAUACUAGAGCGAAGACCUUAGACCCCAGCCAAGCAAGCUGCAAGAUAAAAUUUCAAAUUCCAGAAAUACCCUCCACCCGCCCACACGCUACACCAUUACCCGUUUUGUUCUUUCCCCUUCUUCCUCACAGGUUUCACUUGCAUGAGACUCCAUUUCCCUUCUCUCUCUCCCUCGCCGAAGCAUCUCAACUCCAAUCAUCGCCCAGAUAUUGGCAAAGUUCAGAGCCCAGAAAAAAUGGUUUCGAACUCGGACAUCCUGACCCGGCUCACAGAAAUCCUCAGCACUUCAGACCUCGACACGGCCACCGCCGGCAGCGUUCGCCGUCAACUGGAAAACGAUUUCGGAGUUGAUUUAUCGGACCGGAAAAAGUUUAUCCGGGACCAAAUCGACAUUUUCCUCGAGACCCACAGGGCAGAACCCCAAGACGAAGAAGAAGCAGAGGGGGAGGAGGUCGGUGAAGGGUCGGAGAAUGCAGAAGAAGAAGAAGAUGGAGAUGAAGAAGGAGAGGAAGAGAAUAAAGGCAAAAAUAAAAGGAGAAAAACGGUGGAUAAAGGAGUUGUCAAAAGAGGUGGCUUCAACAAAAUAUGUAGCUUGUCUCCACAGCUUCAAGAAUUUGUUGGAGAGCCUGAAAUGGCCAGGACAGAGGUAGUGAAGAGAAUUUGGGCCUAUAUCCGUGAAAAGGAUUUGCAGGACCCAAAAAAUAGGCGGAAUAUAAGAUGUGAUGAAUCACUACAUUCCCUUUUCCGUGUUAACUCUAUUAAUAUGUUUCAAAUGAAUAAAGUUCUCUCCAAGCAUAUAUGGCCGCUUAGCAGAGAAGAUGAACCUGUAAAGCAAAAGAAGAAAGGGGAAGAAAGUGAUCAUUCUGUCUCUGAAGGAGAUGUAAAUAAUGUAGCACAAGAGGAAGAAGAGGUGGAAGAAGAAGAAGAGGAGGAGGAAGAAAAAGUUAGUAAACAAAAAGAAAGCAAGAAACGAAGUAGGGCUGCAAAAGUGGAUAAAGAAGUCAAGAAAAGGGGAGGAGGUGGCUUUACCAAAUUAUGCAGCCUUUCUCCAGAACUUCAAAAGUUCAUGGGAGUGCCAGAAUUGGCCAGAACAGAGGUUGUGAAGAAACUUUGGAGUUAUAUCCGGGAGAACAAUUUGCAAGAUCCAAAUAAUAAACGAGAGAUAAUAUGUGAUGAGUCAUUGCGUGCCCUUUUUGAUGUUGAUUCUAUCAAUAUGUUUCAAAUGAAUAAAGCUCUGUCCAAGCACAUAUUGCCCUUAAAUGGAGAAGCAGCUCCAGAUAACGCUUCACGAAAGGAUAAGCAGUCUGAACAGGAGCAUGAAGAAGUGCCCGGGGAUCAUUCAGGUAAAAUUGGCCCAUUUUCCAGUUACUUGAAGUUCAAUGGGAUAGGCAUACCUGGGGGAAGAUGUUACGUUUGAUGGAUCCCUCUGAUAAGUGGAGAAUGAUGUGUGAUGAUAAGCUAAAAGAAAUUUCUGAGGUCGACCCCUUCAAUGGCUUCUCAGUCCCAAAGCGUCUGACCGCUCAUUUCAUCAAGACAGGACAGAAUGAUGCCGAAGUGUAAAUAGUUUUAGCCCAAUUAAAAGAGGGCAUUUUUGCACUAGCCAUUGUCCUUUCCAAAGUUUUGUACUUUUUAUGCUCGUAACAUCUCCAAGAAAUGGAAAUAGAAAUUUUGAGAAACUUGAUCGUGCUACCAAUGCCCCCCUCACAGUUUUCUUCUGCAUA
Messenger RNA from Prunus dulcis (almond), 1730 nucleotides. Its product is annotated as upstream activation factor subunit UAF30. The transcript has 9 exons. Lineage: Eukaryota; Viridiplantae; Streptophyta; Magnoliopsida; Rosales; Rosaceae. Gene Ontology annotation, cellular component: nucleus. The record is from RefSeq and is a predicted model, not a curated record. The coding region runs from base 152 to 1426 and encodes 424 amino acids.